UCUCUCUCUCUCUCUCAUAUAAAGAAAGACAAGAGUCUGUUUUGUUCACCCUCAUCGUCAGUACAUUUCUGCUUUGCCCUCCUUCUCAAUCUCCAUUGAAAACAUCAAAAUCUUUCAAAAACAACAAAAGAGAAGAAAAAAAAAAGUUCCCAUUGAAACCCAGGAAGAAAAAAAGAUGGGAAAUUGCCAAGCAGUGGACACAGCAUCAGUGGUGAUUCAGCACCCAAGUGGGAAAGAAGACAAGUUCAGUAUCCCUGUCUCUGCGAGUUAUGUCAUGAAGAUGAACCCCGGCCACUACGUCGCUCUUCUCAUCUCCACCACCACUCUCUCCGGAGCCGGCGGAGCCACCGCGCCUCCGCCGCUUCGGCUGACGAGGAUCAAGCUUCUCCGACCGACAGAUACCCUCGCCCUUGGACAGGUCUAUAGACUCAUCACCACUCAAGAUGUAAAGAAAGGAUUGUUAGCAAAGAAAUGUGCAAAGUUGAAGAAGCAGCAUAAAGAAACGGCAGAGAAUCUAGAUGUUGCAAUGCCGAGUAAAUCAAUCGAGCUUGACAAGGAAAUUCAGAUAAAGAAGCAAGAAAAACAAAGGCCGAGAAUCUCAAGAUCGUGGCAGCCGUCUUUACAAAGCAUAUCAGAAGGUUCGAGCUGACAAUUCUGCAAGUAUGGGGAAAAUUCAGAGAAUUUGUUAAGUUUCGGGGUCGAUGUGAAAACAAUCGGAAAAGGCUGACAAAAACAUGGGAUUGCAUUGCCCAAAAUCAAUGACAAAAGCUGUUCCCUUGUUGCGUGUAACAUGAAGUGGUAAAAGUUGAGAGCAAUCAUAAAUUGUUGACAAAGAGUGUCAAAUUUUUUCUGAAUAAAUUAUUAUUAUUAUUA
Tarenaya hassleriana is the source of this 873-nucleotide messenger RNA. RefSeq lists its product as uncharacterized. The record is from RefSeq and is a predicted model, not a curated record. Bases 176 to 649 code for a protein of 157 amino acids. The transcript is spliced from 3 exons. NCBI's taxonomy places the organism in Eukaryota, Viridiplantae, Streptophyta, Magnoliopsida, Brassicales, Cleomaceae.